Entamoeba histolytica HM-1:IMSS is the source of this 1698-nucleotide messenger RNA. RefSeq lists its product as uncharacterized. Lineage: Eukaryota; Evosea; Mastigamoebida; Endamoebidae. The record is from RefSeq and is a predicted model, not a curated record. The transcript has a single exon. Bases 1 to 1698 code for a protein of 565 amino acids.
AUGGAGAUUCAAGAUGACGAGUUAGUAAUGAAGAUUCCUAACUUGAUUGAGUCAGAUGAAAAACAACAAAUCCCAUAUUCAAUCAAAGUUACAGGAAGUUCCACAUUCAGUUUUAAAGGGGUAUUAAGUGGAGAAGAGGAAGUUAAUAUUCCAUUAAAUGGGGAUUUAAUACUUGGAAUGAAAGACGAAGAUACAGAUGAAGUUGGCAUUUCAUCCACAUUCAUCAGUAAAGAAAAAGAAGGAAAUAUUAAUAUUGUCUUCAUUUGUGAUAGAAGUGGAAGUAUGUAUGGAGAAGGAAUCACAGCAUUAAGAAAUAUGUUACAAUUAUUCUUAAGACAAUUACCACUAAACUCCAAAUUUCAGAUUAUUUCAUUUGGAAGUACAUAUGACUUUAUAUUUAAAGAAAUGACAGAAUAUAAUGAAGAUACAUUAAAGUUUGCAUCAGAAACUGUUUCACAUUUUGAAGCAAAUUAUGGAGGAACAAAUAUGCAUGCACCAUUGAAAGCAUUGAUUGAUAAUAAUACGGAGAAGUGUCAUAUAAUUUUAUUAACUGAUGGAUAUGUCGAUAAUAAGACAAGUACAAUUGAAUACAUUAGAACUCUUUCAAAAAAGAAUUCAUUACAUGGAGUUGGAUUAGGAAGAAGUUGUGAUGUAGAAUUAAUUAGAAAUAUAGGUCGAAUUGGUAAUGGAAUUUCAGCCAUUUCUAAAAACCCAAAUGUAUUGAAGAAAGAAGUUUCAAAAAUCACUGAGCGUAUUCUCAUUCCAUCUAUUAAUGAAUGUACAGUUGAAUGGAAUAUUAAAGGAGAGAUAACACCAAAAGAAAUUAGUAAUUUCUAUGGAAUGACAACAUGUUAUAUUCAAUGCAACGAAGAAAUUAAAGAAGGACAAAAUAUCGAAAGUGAAAUAAAAGGAAGAUGUGGAGAAAAAGAAGUCACAUACAAGAAUACAAAAAGCAUUAACAUAACCAAAGGAAUUAUUGUUCAUCAAUUAAUGGCACUUAAUCAAAUCAGAAAAUUAGAAAGUGAAAACAAAAAAGAAGAAGCAAAAAAAUUAUCAAUGAAAUAUCAUGUUCUUUGUAAAGAAACAGCAUUUAUUGCUGUUGACAAAACAACCAAAAAAGAAGUUGACUUUAUCAAGAAUAUUAACUUAAAUGCAAAUUAUCCAUCAUGUGGAGGAAACGGACAUUUUAUUAAACCUAUGAUGAUGAGAUGUGCUAAACCUAUGAUGAUGGAAUGUGCUAAACCAAUGAUAAUGAAACACUCUGAAAAAAUGAAGCGUAUGGCAAUGAGACAAACUAAUUCAACAGUAAAUGGUUGUGAAAAAGAAAAGCAUGAAUGUGAAAGAAAAAUGAGUCAAGAAAGUGUUGAUCAAUGUUCAACAAAUCUAAGAAAGAAAGAAGUUGAAACAACAAAAGAACAAAAAUACGAAGAAAUUAUUAAAUGCCAAAAAGCAAAUGGAGAAUUUGUAGGUGUUGAUAAAAUAAUUAAAGAAAUUAAAGAAGUUGAAGUUGAUGAUGUAGAGAGUUCUGUUAUUCAAACAUUCUUUGUCAUUGAAGUUUUACAAGAGAAAUUUAGUGAGAAUAAAGUUGAAUGGAAAUUAGUUGUUAAAAAAGCAGAAAACUGGUUAUCUAGUAAACCAAGAUUAAAAGAAGAUAUUAAAACAAAGAUUCAUUCAAUAGUCAAGUCAUUACAAUUUUAA